This is a messenger RNA of Rhagoletis zephyria (snowberry fruit fly), 1116 nucleotides long. The record is from RefSeq and is a predicted model, not a curated record. Lineage: Eukaryota; Metazoa; Arthropoda; Insecta; Diptera; Tephritidae.
AUGCGCACCAAAGCCCUGGUCACCACAGUGUGCGUCAUCUUUGUGCCCACGCUGCUCAUCUACUACGUCUACUACGACUCCCUCUAUGACCGUACUGUGACCCAGCCGCGACACUCUUCCGCCGCUCUAGUAGGCAGCGGAAGUAGCAGUAGCAGUAGCAAUAAUGUAGUUCCCAUUCUCACUGACUCAGUGCAAUCACACCACAAAUACGCAGGCAUCUGGGAGAACCAGCUGAACCAAGGAGGAGCAAAUGGUGCCGCCUACAACGCCAGCAGAAGGGCAGCGGUGAGGGCGCUCUUCAAGGCGCCGCCCCUGCCGACGCCUGCCGCCAGCCGUGACCCGACGCCUGGAAUCGAGACGAAGCGAGCCUUUGUCCGCGAGAUGAUGAAGGACGCCUGGAGCAACUACGCCCGCUACGCCUGGGGCUACAACGAACUGAAGCCUGAAUCGCGCGAACCAAAGACGGACAGCAUCUUUGGCUCGGCGAAGAUCGGCGCCACCAUCGUCGACUCCCUGGACACGCUUCUCCUCAUGGACCUGAAGGCGGAGUUUGCCACCGCAAAAGACUGGCUCGCCACCAGCUUUCAUUUUGCCGCCACCGAAAACGAAGUGUCAGUUUUUGAGACGGUCAUCCGCUACGUCGGCGGCCUGCUCACCGUCUACGCCAUGACCGGGGAUGAGCUCUUUCUCAACAAGUCGCUCGAGGUGGCGGAGGCGCUGCUGCCAGCUUACGCUACUGAGACCGGACUUCCCCACGGCCUGAUCGUGCCCGCCACCAAGCGCAACUACCACCACAGCUGGGCCUUUGGCUCGAUCCUCUCCGAAAUGGGCAGCCAGCAGCUGGAGUACAGCUACCUGAGCGACAUGACCGGCGACGGGCGCUUCCGCGACGCCGUCCUCCGCAUCCGCAACCGCCUCGACUCGACGCCGAAGCAGGCCGGCCUGUACAUGACCAUGAUGGACAGCAGCACCGGCCGCUGGAAUGAGAACAAGUCGACGAUGGGCGCCCUCGGCGACAGCUUCUACGAGUACCUGCUCAAGUCCCAUGCACAGCACCCAGGCAAUCAACCAGACGCUGCUCAACUCAGCUACCUCGCAGCAGUUGAUGAAGAAUGA